Molecule: messenger RNA, 1131 nt
Organism: Nematolebias whitei (Rio pearlfish)
Lineage: Eukaryota; Metazoa; Chordata; Actinopteri; Cyprinodontiformes; Rivulidae
Product: neurexin-2
Exons: 7
Coding region: 1-1131 (376 amino acids)
Source: RefSeq, a predicted model, not a curated record
AUGUACCUAAAGAUUAUCAUGCCAUUCACCAUGCACAUGGAGGCUGAGGAUGUGGCGCUGCGCUUCAUGUCCCAGCGGGCGUACGGCCUGCUCAUGGCCACCACCUCCAAAGAGUCAGCUGACACCCUGCGACUUGAGCUGGACGGAGGCCGCGUCAAACUCACUGUCAACCUUGAUUGUAUCAGGAUAGACUGUAGCCUCAGCAAAGGACCUGAGAUGCUGUUUGCGGGGCAGAAGCUGAAUGACAACGAGUGGCACAUGGUAAAGGUGGUGCGAAGAGGCAAGAAUCUGCAGCUGUCUGUGGAUAAUGUCACAGUGGAAGGCCAGAUGACUGGUGCCCAUACGCGUUUAGAGUUCCACAACAUUGAGACGGGCAUCAUGACAGAGCGCCGCUUCAUAUCUGUGGUGCCCUCAAACUUCAUUGGCCAUCUACAGGGCCUGAUCUUUAACAGUGUGCCGUAUCUCGACCAGUGCAAGAACGGAGACAUCUCCUACUGCGAGCUGAACGCCCGCUUUGGCAUGCGUCACAUCAUCGCCGAUCCAGUGACAUUUCGAACAAAAGGCAGCCACUUAGCAUUAGCCACGUUACAGGCUUACGCCUCGAUGCACCUCUUCUUUCAGUUCAAAACCACCACGCCUGAUGGCCUGAUGCUCUUCAACUCUGGAGACGGGAGUGACUUCAUAGUUGUGGAACUGGUGAAAGGGUACGUUCAUUACGUUUUUGAUCUCGGUAAUGGUCCAUCGCUAAUGAAGGGCAACUCUGACAAACCACUCAAUGACAACCAGUGGCACAAUGUGGUGGUGUCCCGAGAUGCCAACACCGUACAUACUUUGAAGAUCGACUCACGCACCGUCACGCAGCACUCCAAUGGUGCCCGCAACCUGGACCUCAAAGGAGAGCUGUACAUCGGUGGCGUGCCUAAGAACAUGUACACCAGUCUGCCCAAACUGAUUGCAUCCCGGGAUGGGUACCAGGGCUGUUUGGCCUCUGUGGACCUGAAUGGGAGACUCCCUGAUCUGAUUGCAGAUGCCCUCCACAAGGUGGGGCAGGUGGAACGAGGCUGUGAUGGGCAGCACGGUGGUUCAACUGGGAAAGCUACUGCCUCUCAGCAAACAGGUCCCUGGUUCUAA